Messenger RNA from Anopheles coustani, 4557 nucleotides. It is a transcript of the gene Tango1, whose product is annotated as transport and Golgi organization protein 1. Bases 43 to 4227 code for a protein of 1394 amino acids. The transcript has 8 exons. The record is from RefSeq and is a predicted model, not a curated record. Gene Ontology annotation, biological process: endoplasmic reticulum to Golgi vesicle-mediated transport; vesicle cargo loading; protein secretion. Gene Ontology annotation, cellular component: endoplasmic reticulum exit site; endoplasmic reticulum membrane. NCBI's taxonomy places the organism in Eukaryota, Metazoa, Arthropoda, Insecta, Diptera, Culicidae.
CAGUUCAGAAGUGAUGUGGCUUUGGAAGUACCGAGGAAAAUCAUGAAAGGAUCGUCGGUUUCUUGUUUUGUACAUAUUUCGUGUUUAGUUUUAGUGUUCCUUGUUCUUGGAGCUUCCAGCAAAGAUUGUGGAGAUCCAGAAUGCAAAAGUGUUAUAGCGAUGGGCAGGGUUGCCUUGAACUACAAAGGUGGCGGUGGCCAGAAAGUGAACCUGGUUCAAGCGGAAACCGUAGAAAUUUUAGCGAGAAACAUCGGAAAAGAAAGAAUGUAUUGGGUACGAAAGGCCAACGGCCAGGAAGGUCUCGCAGCUAAGCACUUCAUUCAUGAAAGUAGUAUCUUAAUCAAAUCCAUUGACCUCCUAAAGUUGCCCGAAGAUGCUCCAAAAGAGAAAGCAAAUGAUAUCAAACCAACGGUAGUAGUGGAUACGGUUCCAGUUGACCAAACAGUUGUGGAAGGAACAGUCCUUGCAAACAAUGUUGCUUCGGAAAACUUAACACCACUAUCUGUCACGGCCACAGAAGCUCCGACUAUUGUUCAACCAACGCCAACCUUGGAAGUUAUCCCAACCGGUCAGGCUACAGAUACCGUACCGUUGGAUUCGAACACCCAAACUAAAGAAGCUUCCGAAGAAGAUGGCGAGGACGAUGAGGACGAAGAUGAAGCUGACGAAGAGGACGACGAAGAGGAAGAAAACGAAGAAAUUGAUGAUCAUGGAGAAGAGAAUCCGGAAAGCAAAACCAAUAACCAUCAAAAUCAAUCAUCAAGUGAACCUGUAGACGUGGAAGAUAAAGGUACUGAUAACGUUUUAGAUGAAAACAACGAUAAACAGACUGAAGACACUGGUUCUCCAGAGCCUCCGGUUCAAGAUGAAGCAACAGACUCACCUGACAAUGUGUCGGCUGGCGAAAAAAUAACAAUGAAUACAAAAAAUACCGAACCUGAAAAGAAAAUGGAAACGUUCAAUACAAAUGAUGGUCAGCAACAAGAACCCGCUGAUAUCCGCAACAGUGGUAUUUUUGAUAUUCUCGAGAACACUGAUACGAGUACGGAAUGGAAUACCAGCAAUGUUUCUGAUCACGAACAAAUAGUGGAAGAAAAUCCUUUUAUUCAAACUAAUGACAGCUAUGAUGCUGUAAACUCAACGAAUGAUGCGGGAACCGAAGAUAAUUUGGUAGAAACAAACGAAAUCACAACCACCAGCACUUCCACAGUGGUUACAGAUCCCGCAAAUCUCUCUACUGAUCAACCCCAAUAUGCCACAGAUGCAUCGGAACCAAUCACAACUGAAUCUUCGCUAAUAGUUGAAAACACUUCGGAACCAGUCCAGGAAACUGAAACGGAAGUUCCCUUCGACUCAUCAUCACACCUAUUUCAAGAAGUGCCAGCAGCGGUUUCUGUAUCCGAACCUACUGCAGUAGUUGAUCAAACUAAUGCGACCCCUUUGAAGUCGGAUGAUCAACCGACACAUCCCAAUCGCAUACUAGCUGGUGGGUUGGGUAAUUUGCUUGCACACAGCCAUCACCACCAUCACCACCAUAAUCAUCAUCAUAAUCAUGCUCAUCAUCCUCAUCUUCAUAAUCAUCACGGUCAUGACGAACCAAAAGCAUUGCCAGCUGAAGAAAGAGUGCAGGAAGACAUACAAACGGUUGGGGAUACGCAUUUACAUUUUUCAAAACAAGACGAUUCGAGAGAAUCAGAAAACAUAGCACACACUACAGAACCCCAUCACAACGAGCCGUCUCCUGAACCAACCAAGGAGGCAGCACAUACACACAGUCCACCUCAAGAAACGAUAGUUCAGGCCCAUACUGACAACGUUGGCCUAGAUGGGACCGAAAACGGAUACUGUAACAGUCUGGUUUCCGAUUGCCCGCCUGCAUCUGCUUCAAACGUACUGCCAACGACCCAGCAAACGAACGGUGUAGAUAUUUCUCAUCAUUCUCUUGCAAGCCAACUUCCACCACCAAUGAGUGAGAGCACAGGAUGGAGAAACGGAGGCGAAAUCGAGCAACCAAAGGAUGUUUCGCAGGAAUCGGCUGGAGCCGAUUAUCUGACAGCGGAGAAUCCUCCGAUCGGGGAAUACGUAGAUGCAUUCGUUCGCGAGGCCAUUAAAUUGAGCGAUCUUAUUCUGAUGCUGGCAAUAACGUCCUUUACAUUGUUGGUCUUUUCGCUGGGACACUAUCUGAUCAAUAAGAAUCGACGCGAAAAACCUCUGAUUUAUAAGCUGAAUAUGGUCGAGCGUGACCUGAUGACGUCGUACAAAGAAAAUGGAUUGCUCAAGAACGAACUGCAGGAUACCAAGCAUAAGCUGACGAGCAUCGAGAACAAUUCAUUCGGUUCGAACGAUAUGGUAAUAGCCCUGAAGGCGGAGCUGGAAGCAGCCGAGGAGGUGAAGCUGGAGCUGCAGGAUCAAAUAGCGGGGUUGGAAAAAGAGCUCGAGAACGCCGCUGAAGCUGGGCUGGAGUUAAACAAAAUGGUAGCGGAGCUGUUGAACCAAAAUGGCAGUGAUUCGAUUGCUCUCAGCGUUGAAGAACUUCAGCGUCAACUCAACGAGCAGCAGCAAACAAUUCUCACGAUGAACGCGUCGCUGGCGGAAAAAAGUCGUGAAAAUAGCGAUCUACAGAUAACCAUCACGAGUCAGACGAGCAAGUUCAACGAGCGCUUAAGCGAACUGGAACGGGCACGGACCGAACUUUCGGAGCGGCGAACAGCGCUGGAAGCGGAAGUGGUGCGAUUACAAUCCGAGCAGCACGAGAAGGUUGAGGGUUUGCGAAAGGAAUCGACGCUGGAAAUCGAUCGACUGAGUAGAGAGUUGAAGGCGGCUCAAGCCAAAGCCGACGAGGGUCGACGAGCGAUCGCUGCUGCCGAAGCCAAGUGCGAGGCCCUAGAGGAGUGCCUGAAGGAGAUCAAAUCCGCGGGACCUGGUGGUCAGACAACUAAAGGUCUGAUCGAUUCGGUUGAGCUUAAAGCGCAAAUCGCAUUAGUGGCAAAGGAGAAGGCCAACUUGCAAGACAAACUGCAGGGCGAAAUUAUUGCCCGCCAGCUUGUAGAAGAUCAUAUGAAAAUGGUAAAUGAGGAAAUUUCGGUCUUGAAGCGCGACUUUAGUAAAUCGGAAAAGGAUAAACUGGAAGCAGAAACGAGACUCGAGGUGCUAUCUACCUAUUUUAAGGAAAAGGAAUCCCAACUGCAAAAGGAAUUAAGCGUGAAGGAAGCGAUGUGGAUGCAACAGCAAGGGGAAACGACGACGACUGUGGAAAAGAUUCGCCACAUGCAGGAUGAAAUACAACAACUAAAAUCGCAAAAUGACAAAUUACGAGCGGAAAUUGAGGCCCAAACUGCGGCACACAAAGCACAGUAUACAACACUCGAAACACGUUCACAUGACGCGUGGCUCACCGCCCGCCAAGCAGAGCGACGCCUCGAGGAAGCGCGGAAUGAAUCUGCGGCCCUUCGUCGCAAGCUUACGGCACUCGGUGAUGUUUCGGCUUCAAGUGAUGGAAUGAUGCAUUUACAAAAUGCAGCCAUAACACAACCCGAUCUCGGUCUGACGGCUCCAUCGCCCAUUCGAGUGGAGUCUCCGAACGCUCCUCCACCUCCUCCGUUAAUGGGUGUGCUUCCACCGCCACCCUUUAUGCCACCGUUUUUGCCCGGUCCACCACCUCCAUUCAUGUCACCGUUCAUGCCACCUCCUCACGGUCCCGGAGAAAUGAGGCCACCACCGUUGGGACGUCUAAUGUCACCACCACCACCGGCCGGUAAUCGGUACUCCCCCAAUAGUGUCAUUGAUGCCCGGGACCGCUACAGCCCCGACCGAGGUCGUUACUCUCCCGACAGUCGAUACGACUACUCGGUCAUGUCCACGUACGAAACGGAGAACGAUUUCAGCCCACCACCUUCUCCACCCCAUCAUUCACGGCACUCAAAUUACGAUCGAGAACGUGAUCGGGAUCGUGUACGUGACCGAGACCGUGACCGAGAGCGUGACCGGGAUAGGGAUCGAGAUCGCGAUCGUGAUGGUGAUCGUGAUCGUGAGCGUGAUCAUCGAGAUGGUCGAGCCAGUGGAAACGGAGGAUACCCGAGAGGAUUUACACCGACCGACAUGCGCACGUCGCCUCCGUUGCAGGAUCCAAGGAACAAAAAAUUUGCAGGAGGUUUCAGCUCCGGUUCGCAGGAUUCUCUAGGGACCCGCAAAAGUUCAGGAAAAUAUAGAUCAAACGUCAACCGCUAGCACAUUAGACACAGGAUCGUGGACACCUAUAGUGUUCACAUGUUGCCCGCUGUCGACCUUCCCAAAAACUUCCAUCUUGGUCCGAACAUGUGCAAUGAUAUGAGUGCUUUCGGACGUUAUGCAAACAACGUGUCCUUCUAACGAACGCAAACCACACAGCUCAACAAACAAACCCGUUAGUGAAAUGAGCGUGAACGGAAUGAAUGCUGAAAAUAUAUGUUACAAAUCUUAUUUAUUUACGAGUGCGGUUAUCUAGUUCUUCAUCUUUCGGAUGGUAUUACAGAUGACAAGACUGAAAGGAAUAAAAAGUUCAGUGUGUUCCAGUAGGCU